Arabis nemorensis is the source of this 1836-nucleotide messenger RNA. Lineage: Eukaryota; Viridiplantae; Streptophyta; Magnoliopsida; Brassicales; Brassicaceae. The record is from the annotation of a GenBank genome assembly.
AUGGAAGCGGCAAGUAACGAAACUCACAAUUGCGAAACUAUGGAUCCGAAUCCAACCUCGAUGUGGAGUUCCAUUGUGAAGAAAGAUCCACCUUCAAAGCCUCCGUCUAACGACGGAGAUUCUUCAGCGAUUCUCGGGAUGGUCGGAAACUGCAAAUCCACCAAGGGAAUAUCUAUGGCGGUUGUUGAUGCUAACGCCGUCAUUGAUGGACGACAAAGCCUAGCCAACUUCGCCGAUAAGUUCGUUACUGUUCCUGAAGUACUCUCUGAGAUUCGUGAUUCUGAUUCUCGCCGUCGUUUAGCUUUCACACCAUUCAUUAUCGAAACCAUGGAACCUUCUCCUGAGUCUCUCAGUAAAGUUAUUAAAUUUGCAAGAGCUACUGGUGAUUUACAAACUCUAUCUGAUGUUGAUCUUAAACUGAUUGCUUUGACAUAUACUCUUGAGGCUCAAGUUCAUGGGACUAAAAAUCUCAGAGAUGUUCCUCCACCGAUUCAAACCGUUAGAGUAAAGAGAUUGCCUGAGAAGGAAUUACCUGGUUGGGGUUCCAAUGUGGCUAACUUGGAGGAGUGGGAAGCAUUAGAGAAAGAAACCGAGGAAAACUCCAACGCUAACUCGAAAAUCCUUCCGCUGAAAGACCUUGACUUGAACACCAUUCCUUCAGACAAUUGUUCUGAGGUUGGUUCGGUUGUGUCUCAUUCUGAGCAUCAAGAAGAUGAAGAAGGUGAGAGGAGGCGUAGGCGAUACCCGCCCAAGAAAACAGAGGUAAAGCUUGAAGGUAAGAUGGUAGUGGAGGGAAUUGAUGCAUCCAAGGGUGUGUAUGACGAUGAAGAUAGUGGUGAUUGGAGACCUGCGGUUAGUAGAAGUACUCACAGUAAGUUUCUUAGAAGAAAGGCGAGGUGGGAACAAUCUGUUGCCUUGGCUGAGAAAGAAAUUCAGCAAGAUCAAGAAGCUGACAAAGCUAAACAGUCGAAUCAAAUCUUUGAAGACGCCAAUGAAAGCUGUGCAAAAGAUGAGGAUCUUUCUUCCAUCCUAAAAGAAAUGAGGUUGGAGGAAGAUUCAUUAAAGGCUCUUCAAGAAGGGGAUGAUGAGACAAAUGCUGAAACAACUUUGAUCGAUGGUGAGGAUGAUAUCGAUGAUGAUAUUGAUGUCGAAGCCGAGGGGAUCGAUGUUGCAGAUCAAGGGUUAGAGAAUGUGGAGAUUGUUAGUGAGGCUGGGGAUACCGUUGAGGUAUCAUCGAUUGCAGAUGAUGGUAGCAGCGAGCAGAGUUGGUCGUUAAGAGCUUUAUCUGAGUCCAGUGUAGCUUGUAUUACCGGUGACUAUGCAAUGCAAAAUGUUAUUCUUCAAAUGGGGUUGCGUUUGCUUGCACCCGGUGGAAUGCAGAUUCGUCAGUUAAGCAGGUGGAUCUUGAAAUGCCAUGCUUGCUACACAGUAACUCCUCAAAUUGGAAGAAUCUUCUGUCCCAAGUGCGGGAAUGGUGGCACUCUACGCAAGGUAGCGGUUACAAUAGGCGCAAAUGGCACCAUCAUAGCUGCUCGUAAACCACGUAUUACACUUCGAGGGACCAAAUAUUCGAUACCAAUGCCUAAAGGAGGAAGAGAUGCAAUCACGAAGAAUCUUGUUCUACGGGAAGAUCAACUCCCUCAAAAGUUUCUCCAUCCAAGGGCCAAGAAGAAAGCAAGCAAACCGGGAGAUGAGUAUUUUGUAUCAGACGAUGUGUUCAUGAACCAUCAUAGUGAUAAAAAGGCACCAUUGCAGCCACCUGUGAGAAAAGCUAUGCAGGUUUUCAGUCAGAAAAGAAACCCUAAUGAUAACCAUUACUCUCGUUCUAUGCACUGA